Messenger RNA from Tauraco erythrolophus (red-crested turaco), 965 nucleotides. Lineage: Eukaryota; Metazoa; Chordata; Aves; Musophagiformes; Musophagidae. The record is from RefSeq and is a predicted model, not a curated record.
UCCCUGAUGGAUGCGCAGAACUUGCGGAUCGAGGAGCUUUUGCAGAAGAUCAAGCAGCAGCAGUACAAGCUGGACAAGCAGAAUCUGGUCAAUCUACUGAUCCCUUUACACCUGAAGGACAACAAAACGCAGUCUCCAAAGUGGAAGAUAAACCUGAAGAAGAGCCUCAGCCUCACUAAUCAGAGCCAAAACGCCAGCGGGGACCCUGUGCUGACGCCGAAGCUCCCAGCAGAUUGCCACCAGCUCUUCCUGGCCGGGCAGCAAAGCAGUGGUGUUUUCCAGGUGCAGCCCGCAGGGUCUCAGCCCUUCAGAGUCUACUGCGACAUGACUGCAGAAGGUGGCUGGACAGUGAUCCAGAGGCGCACGGAUGGCUCUGUGGACUUUGACCAGCUUUGGGAUGCCUACAAGAAUGGCUUUGGAGACCUUCACGGUGACUUCUGGCUGGGCCUAGAGAAGAUACAUCACCUUGUCCAAGAGGGGAGAUAUGAUCUCCUGAUUGAGCUGGAAGACUGGGAGGGAAAUUCCCAGGUGGUUCAGUUUGUCUUCAGCCUUGGUGGUGAGAGCACAGCCUACACACUCAGCCUGCUGGGACCUCUGGCUGGAGAGCUGGAAAACGCUAUCGGGGACUUCAGGCAGCUGCCCUUCUCCACUCGGGAUCGUGACCACGACCUCAAAGCCGACACAAACUGUGCCAAACACCUCUCAGGUGGCUGGUGGUUCAGCACCUGUGGCCAUGCCAACCUCAACGGGAAGUAUUUCCGCUCCAUCCCCCGCCAGAGGCACGAGCGCAAGCAGGGCAUCUUCUGGAAGACAUGGAAGGGCAGGUAUUACCCGCUGAAGUCAACCACCAUGAAAAUCCAACCCGCAGCGCUGGAAGCAGAGCCCUAAAACUGCCACUUGAGACUUGACCUUCUCUGUGGAGCACAGACCUGAGCUCCAUCACUUGAUGUUUACAGAAAACAAGC